Molecule: messenger RNA, 2706 nt
Organism: Penaeus monodon (black tiger shrimp)
Lineage: Eukaryota; Metazoa; Arthropoda; Malacostraca; Decapoda; Penaeidae
Exons: 8
Coding region: 64-1284 (406 amino acids)
Source: RefSeq, a predicted model, not a curated record
UUCAGUGCUGAGUCCAAGAAUCUUUUGUCAUCAGAGAAAAGAAGGGAAAAUAGGAGUAAAAUAAUGAGAGGAAGAAACUCAAAGGAAGAUGAAGACUCAGGAUCUGAUUGGGACAGCAUGUCAGAAAUGGAUCCAGCUCCAAAGGUGGAGAAAAAGCAGGCAUCAAAUCAAGGUCAGCAAAUGCCAGCUUCACUUAAGCUUAAAUCAAUGACCUUUGUUGAUCCAGAUGUCAGAAGAGGUCAUAGUGCAGAAAAUCCUCCUUAUGAUUUUAAGCCUGAAGUCAAAACACCCACUCGAAUAGCAGAGGAAAAGCAAGUCAAACCAGGAAGGCAGAAGAAAGGAAAAACAUAUGAUCCCCAGGGCAGCCAACAGAAGCAUGUUACCUUCAGUGAGACUGAAAAGGAGUAUGAUACAGCCACAGUCAACGGUAGUGCUGGACAGGAGAGCGAUUCAGACGACCCACUCUAUUCAACAGUGAAGCCAAAAAGCAAGCAGUCUGACCCCUCUGCCUCCAGCCAGCAGAGGAGGGGUGACAGUGAAGAGGAUGUCAAGGGGGGGAGAGGAGCCAAGACACUGAAAAAAGGAGCAAAGAAGGCACUUCAUGGCUUGCAAAAUAUUAAAGCACAAGGAGUGGAUAAUAAGGCCUUUGUUGGGGAUGAGGAACAAGAUUCUGUAGACAUGCCACCAGGAUCCCAAGCUCCCUUAGGGCCCAUCUUAAAGAAACCCGCAAACACCAGUACCCCAACACGGGAUCCAACUAUUGGCAAAAGCCUCGGUACUGUGCCACUGAGACAGAGUCAUACGAUAGACCAGUUUGGGGUUGGUAGCAAUUCUGAAUCUCAACGUUUCAUGUCAAACUGCAGCUACAGUUCAUUACCUGUGAAAGAAUGUCCACCACCCCUUGUCUUGUCUGUAGGUGAAACUAUCUUGGAAUCAGCUGGGAAAAAGCCGGUGGAAAUCACUAACCGAGCUUUAGGAGAAAUAUUUGCAUUCAUAACUUUUCCAUUCACUUGCUUUGCAUUAUUCUUUCAUCAUUUGCUUAGAUUUAUUCUUCUGGGGCUAAUAAGGCCACUGUUUGUUGACACGCUGAUUCUCAUAGUGGAGUAUCUCCUGCAUCCCUUUGUGAAUGGCGUGGUGAGACCUGUCCUGCUGAGUUUGUAUGUGGCAUCAGCAAGCAUCAGUGAAAUGCUUGUAGUGUGUGUGCGUCCAGUAAUAAUUGUACUACAGUCCGUCAGACUUGUGGAAGUUAAUUACACUAGGAAGUAUUCAAUAGAAGAAAUUUAGGCAUCAUAAGAGUGUGAAAUGGGAUGAUUUAAUUCCACCCAUUAUUCAGAAUAUAUACUGUUUAAGAAGUUUUAUGUGUAAUGACAUUGGAUAUGCCUAGGUAUUCACUUUUACAGGAAAUCCACAUUCAAUUUGUAGUAUUGCAAUUAUGAUGUGAUACAGUAUUUUCUCUAUUUAUUUUUGAUAAGAAUGAGUUGUCAUAUCCCUACAGACAUGUAGUAUAGUGAACUGCAAACUAGAAAUUUGAAGUAUUUGUUGCUCUUUCAUUCAAGAAGAUCAUUGUUAACUUGUUUAACCAAUUGAUCCCCAGGGUUGACCGCCUUCCUAUAAGCAACAUUAAAUCUCGCAAGCCUUAGCACCUUCAAAUAUUAAAGAUGUGAACAUUUUAUUAGAGAGAAUCUCCUCUAGUCUGGUAAAAAAUUGCCAAAGAGAACACUAGUCAUUUACUAAAGAAUUUAUUGCUUAAUGACAGCAUCUUCCUUAAUCCAGAAGGUGCCUGAAUAGUGCCUAAUUAAGUAGUCUGAUAUAUUUUUAUUUUAACACAGUUUUAUAUUUCUUAAGAAGUAGAUCUUUUACUUGCAGCAUUAGAUGUUGUACUUACUAUAUUUGUAUAUAUAUUUGUUUUAUGAGUGUUGGGACCAUUUGACUAUGGUAUAUAGUACUUAUUGUAUUUAUUGCAUAAUUGGAUAUUUUUUUCUUUAGCAGAUGCACUAUACAGUAGGCUAUUACAGGGGUGCAUAAGUAGUAAAAGAAAAACUGAUCAAAACUGUAAUUAUGUAAUAGUGCAAUAGCAGUAACCAUUUCAUUAUAUACAUUGCAUAUACAUGUGUAUACAGUUACGCAUAUAUUUUUGUACUUUGGUGCAGGAUAGUGAAAAAUGUAGUCCAGUGAUAUUUUACAUAAUCAAGAAAGAAAUCCAGUACAGGAAGAAAAUCAUACAAUUACACAUUUGCAGAUUUACAAACUUCAGCUAGAGAAUAGUCUGCAUGUGACCAUUAGUUUCAAUAACAAGUAUUUUUCUCAUAUAUUUUCCACUUAGAAAGCAGAAGAGGUAGUUUUGAAUUACAUGCCAGUAGACUUAUGGGUAUAGUUUGAUAGGCCUGUUGGUAACAUUGGUUACUCGUUGGCUGUGGAUGGGUUCUCUCUCCAGGGUAGUUUUAUUUUUUCGAUGUUGUUUACACAUAUCUGGCAUCACAUACACUAGUCACUAUGGUGUCAUGUAUAGGCCUACAUGAUCUCACCUGUUUACAUUAUUCCUUGAAAAAAGGCUUUGUUUCUAAUAAUGUCAUUAUUAUUACUACAUUAUUAUUAAUAGUGAUAUUAUCAUAAUGAUAAUGCUAUUAAUAAUAGGAAUAGGAAUAGGAAUAAAAAAUAAAACUUCAAGGAAUAGCUUAAGUAGGUGAGAUCAAAUAAGCCUUUUUU